Messenger RNA from Scatophagus argus, 4687 nucleotides. RefSeq names its product protein kinase C beta type-like. Bases 289 to 2292 code for a protein of 667 amino acids. Gene Ontology annotation, biological process: protein phosphorylation. The transcript has 17 exons. The record is from RefSeq and is a predicted model, not a curated record. Lineage: Eukaryota; Metazoa; Chordata; Actinopteri; Scatophagidae. Gene Ontology annotation, molecular function: diacylglycerol-dependent serine/threonine kinase activity; ATP binding; zinc ion binding.
AGAGAGAGUUGUAAGCAGCAACACAUUGGUGAAAUCGGGGAAGCAGGCGCGCGGCCCGGGGACCCGCCGGAAGAAGCAGCAGCUUCAGCGCGAGCUGGACGCAGACCGAGAAAACACCGGCGGCAGCACGAGCGACACCGAGGCGGUCAGCGGGGCGGAGAGGAGGAGGAGGAGGCACAUGCACCGCGACUCGUUCUCCCUCGCUGCCUCCAUCGUCUCUCCCUCUCUCUGUCUCUUCGCUCUCCUCACCCCUCGUUCCUCUCGGACCGCCGCCGCUUCCUCGUUAAGAUGGCUGACCCCAACAGCGACGGAGAGGUACCGGAGAGCGCGCGCGGCUUCGCCCGUCAGGGAGCCCUCCGCCAGAAGAAUGUGCACGAGGUGAAGAACCACAAGUUCAUCGCGCGCUUCUUCAAGCAGCCAACCUUCUGCAGCCACUGCACGGACUUCAUCUGGGGCUUUGGGAAACAGGGAUUCCAGUGCCAAGUGUGCUGUUUUGUGGUCCACAAGCGCUGUCAUGAAUUUGUCACCUUCUCCUGUCCAGGGGCCGAUAAGGGACCUGCCUCUGAUGAUCCUCGCAGUAAACACAAGUUUAGGGUCCACACGUACUCCAGCCCGACCUUCUGUGACCACUGCGGCUCCCUCCUCUACGGGCUGAUACACCAGGGCAUGAAAUGUGACCACUGUAUGAUGAACAUCCACAAGAGGUGUGUGGCCAACGUCCCGAGUCUGUGUGGGACAGAUCACACCGAGAGGAGAGGGCGCAUCCAUAUCUCUGCCCAAAUCACUGCGGACACUCUCACCGUCACCAUCAAAGAGGCCAAGAACCUGGUGCCCAUGGACCCCAAUGGCCUGUCAGACCCCUACGUCAAGCUCAAGCUGAUCCCAGAUCCCAAGAGUGAGAGCAAGCAGAAGACCAAGACCAUCAAAUGUUGCCUCAACCCCACCUGGAAUGAGACCUUCACUUUUACCCUAAAAGAAAGUGACAAGGACCGGCGUCUGUCAGUGGAGGUCUGGGACUGGGACUUGACCAGCAGGAACGACUUCAUGGGAUCUCUGUCCUUUGGGAUCUCAGAGCUACAGAAACAAGGGGUAGACGGAUGGUUUAAGUUGCUGUCCCAGGAGGAAGGAGAAUACUUUAAUGUUCCUGUCCAGCCAGAUGGAGAGGACGGUAAUGAGGAACUGCGACAGAAAUUUGAGAGGGCGAGGGUGGGUCCAGGGAAGCCCACAGAUUCUUCUUCCUCCUCGUCGGUGUGCAAGUAUGACAGCAAUGGCAAUCAGGAUCGGGUCAAGCUCUCAGACUUCAACUUCAUCAUGGUGUUGGGCAAGGGCAGCUUUGGCAAGGUGAUGCUGGCUGAGAGGAAGGGUACGGAUGAGUUGUACGCCAUCAAAAUCCUGAAGAAGGACGUGGUGAUCCAGGACGACGAUGUGGAGUGCACCAUGGUGGAGAAGAGAGUCCUGGCUUUGUCUGGGAAGCCACCUUUCCUCACUCAGCUGCACUCCUGUUUCCAAACCAUGGACCGACUGUAUUUCGUCAUGGAGUACAUAAACGGAGGAGACCUUAUGUACCAGAUCCAACAGGUCGGCAAGUUCAAGGAGCCUCAUGCUGUGUUCUACGCUGCAGAGAUAGCCAUUGGACUCUUCUUCCUUCACUCCAAAGGCAUCGUGUAUCGAGAUCUGAAGCUGGACAACGUGAUGCUGGAUUCUGAAGGCCACAUAAAGAUAGCCGACUUUGGCAUGUGCAAAGAAAACAUGUGUGAUGGGGUUACCACAAAGACUUUUUGUGGAACACCAGACUACAUCGCUCCAGAGAUCAUAGCGUAUCAGCCCUAUGGAAAGUCUGUGGACUGGUGGGCCUUUGGAGUUCUGCUCUAUGAAAUGCUUGCUGGACAGCCGCCUUUUGACGGGGAGGAUGAAGAUGAGCUGUUCCAGUCCAUCAUGGAGCAUCACGUCUCUUACCCUAAAUCCAUGUCCAAAGAAGCUGUUGCCAUCUGCAAGGGGCUUAUGACCAAACACCCAGGUAAGCGUCUGGGCUGCGGUCCAGAGGGCGAGAGAGACAUAAAGGAGCACGCCUUCUUCCGCUAUAUAGACUGGGAAAAGCUGGAGAAUAAAGAGGUCCAGCCACCCUUCAAACCUAAAGCUUGUGGGCGUGAUGCAGAGAACUUUGAUCGCUUUUUCACGCGCCACCCCCCAGAGCUGACCCCCCCAGAUCAGGAGCUUAUAGCCAACUUGGACCAGGAAGAAUUCCAAGACUUCUCAUUUGUUAACCCUGAGUACCCUCACACAACUCACUGACCAUGCCACAUAUCACCGGGCUGCACUAGUAAUUCCCCACACCUCAUAUUAUUUAAAAAAAAAAAACAAACAAAAAAAAACAAAAUAAAAAAAAUCAUCAUGAUGUCAUAUCCAGGCUGCAUUUGGCAGGAUGAAAUGUUAAAGUAAUAGUUUGAUCAUUUUUAGUGUUAGAUGAGAAGAUUCAUGUCAGUCUACAGAGCUGGAGCCAGAAGGCGAUAAAACUAUGAAACGUCAGCAUGGUAACAUUCAGUCAUUUUGCACAUGUUAGCGUGCCAUUGUUAGCCUUUAGCUUGGAGCACCACUGUGCCUACGUGGCGUCACAGAGUUGCUAGCUGGAGAUUCUUAAGCUAGAAUUUUACUUUCCACAUUUACCGCGAGCGUGCAAGGAUCUGUAUGCAUGUAUAUAGCGUGGUCAGAGGCUGUAGGCGUAGGCUACCAAUACACUACAACAAGCUACAGAAUCUGCGUAUUUGUGUGAGGCGUCUUUCCAGCUGACUUGUGUGUCUGCGGCUGUCCGUUUGGAAGUUUAUUCAGACCCUUCUUCUUGUCAAAUUCUCUAAUAUGAAAGUCUGUUGCUUAGCAGAAGACUUGCACCAGCUCAGAGCUCGCACAGCUAGGAAAUUAGCUCCCGGCCGUAGUCUUCUGCAGCUACCCCCAUCAGUCAUGUGAUGCUCGCCAGGUCUCUUUAUUGAGUUACACAAAUUAGAUAAAAUGUCAUAUUUAGUGGCUGUAUUUUUCAGGAGAGCCAGGCUAGCUCGUUCCCCCAGGUUCCAGUCUUUAUACUAAGCUAAGCUAAUCGCCUCCUGUCUCCAGCUUUGUGUCUGAUGUACAGACGUAAGAGUGGCUUCAGUCAUCUCAUCUGACACUUGUAAAGAUAUCAGAUGAGCGUAUUCUCUCCAAAUGCCAAACUAUUUCUGUAACGUUCAGAUGGAAAUGCAGACAGGUGCUCAAAUGCUAACAAUCUGUAGAAACAAUCAGAUAUCCAUGUGUCAAGUUGCCAGUAGGAGACUAGUUUUGUUUCAGGCAGUGACACUGUUUUCAUUUUACUUUGGUUUCGCAUGUCAUGUUACACUGCUGCUCUCAUAUCAGUUCUACUGGCUGUAUUUCUAUCUUUAGUGCAGAAAUGUUGCUCCUGAAUGCUUCCUGGCUGCUCACAUCAGCAGGUUCAUGUUGAAGUCUGAUCUCAGGGCCAACCUGAAACCUGCUCUGCCUCUGUGUCACCCUCCCUGUAAUUGCAUAUUGGUUAUAAUGACCUAUCGGUGAUAUUGAUGAGUGUACUAUGAUCACAUAUUGGUAAUAUUCAUACAGUGUAAGUGAAAACUGACCAAUUGCUUUGCUAUGAUUGUUUGAGUUUCCUAAUGCUGACCUUACUUUUGUCUAUAGGACCAAAUACUUGUACUUUUUGACUUUUUGUUCAGUCAGUGUUGUGGUGAGCUUAUCUGAAAAUGUUUUGCUGAUUUAAUUUUUAACCAGUCAGAUAGAAGUCUUCACACAUGCAGUCUGCAAGAGCGUAAGUCUGCGUCAAGUCAGUGAUUUUUGACCGAAAGCUCAUUCCUUUUCUCCUCAUUCAUCCCUGAAAACAUUCACCACAUUACACUGUGCUUUUAAUGACAGAGGGCGUAUCUUCUUAGCUUAAUAACAACCUUUUUUCUUUUUUUUUUUGUUUUUUUGGGGGAUUUUACAAAUGACAGAGUCCUGUCACGUCUUGUGGAGCAGGUAGUUUGUCAGCUCACAAAAACAGGAUGUCCAAAAGUGCCAAAAUAAGGUUCAGAAUGAUGACGAUGUGGAGAGAUAUUGUCCUCAAUAACUGUGACGACGGGCAGCCAUUUCGUGCCAUUUUGCAGUACAUGUAUAAUUAUUAGAAUAUGCAUUAUAGCUUAUCUGUUCUCCAACAGUACGAUACCCUUGAAAAGUCAUUUUCACGUAUAAAACGAAGUGUCUGAGAAGACGUGUGUUUCAUUGUGAGGCAGGUUGUGUUAUCCUUUUUGUAACUGUGUAACGAUGCAGGUUAGUGACGACGUGUCAAAUCUUGUUCUUGGAGCUCGUAACAAAAAGGGAGGCGGCAGCAUGGUGACAUUGCAGAUUCGUUUCUGUUGUACAAAGAUGCUUGCUGAUUUAAAAAAAAACAAAAAACAAACAAACAAAAGAAAAAGAUGAUUCUGCCAGGUGAAAAAAUGAAAAGUUAGCACUUAUUGUGAUGAUGGUAAUGGUGAUGAAUCAGUGGUGACAGAACAAAAGAUAUGCCAGAGGGGGAAAAAGCUAUAUAUCAAGUUCUAUUAUGAGAGAGAUAUUUGGAUAAAUUGUUCUGGAUGAGAGCGAGGCUUCUGUGGAUUGUGUAAUUGUCCUUUAUGACUGGAAACUGAUAAUAUACUCACUGGUGCCUACCAGACUCCCA